This is a messenger RNA of Melospiza melodia melodia, 6767 nucleotides long. RefSeq names its product phosphodiesterase 8A (gene PDE8A). Gene Ontology annotation, biological process: signal transduction; positive regulation of ERK1 and ERK2 cascade; cellular response to epidermal growth factor stimulus. Gene Ontology annotation, molecular function: 3',5'-cyclic-AMP phosphodiesterase activity. The coding region runs from base 718 to 3282 and encodes 854 amino acids. NCBI's taxonomy places the organism in Eukaryota, Metazoa, Chordata, Aves, Passeriformes, Passerellidae. The record is from RefSeq and is a predicted model, not a curated record. The transcript has 25 exons.
UAAAUCGUUGGGUUUUUUUGAUUUUUGGCCCCAAAGCGCACCCCCGGCACAGCGCAGCGCCGAGCGGGACCGCGAGGAGUGAGCGCGGACGCGGAGGUGGGGAGCGGCCCCGGUCCGGUCCCGGGUUAAUCGGUAACGCGGAGCAAGCCCGGGUGGAAAAUGCGCCGCGCUCCGGGCUCGGGGGAGGAGAUGGUGCCGUGCCCCCGGCCGCUCUGAGCGCCGAGCCGACGCCGAGGUGUGUGUGGUUUGGGGCUUGGGUUUUUUUUUUUUUUUUUUUUUUUUUGUGAUUUUUGCCUUUUUUGUUGUUUUUGCCUUUUUUUUCUCCGAUUUUUUUCCUGCUUUCACAAGAAGGAAAAGAAAACGUUCCCAAGAUUCUCAGAUGGCUUAGACAAAUUAAUAAUAAUCUGUGAAAAUACGAAGUCGACCGGUUCUUGAUUUCCCCCUUCCCUCCCCUCUAGCUCCCCAGCCCACUGCUGAGAUUGAGCUAAAAGGACCUGUUUCCUGGAGGACAAGGAGAACAGACACGUUUCUGGUGGUGUAGAAGGGACCGAUGGCAAUGCUUCAGAGUGUAGCGGAGACGCAGGACAGAGAUUCAACCUGUUAACAAAAAAAAUUAAGCAGGGGGAGAAUAUCAACGGGAAGGAAAGAUUUAAUACAUAUAUAUAUACGUAUAUAUAUAUAUACAGUUUAGAAGUAUUCCCCAGGUGGCCACAAAGCAUGGGCUGUGUUCCAAGCACCAACCUCUCUGACAGCAGAGUGAUCUGUCACAGUAGCAAUGAGUCUGAGGAGUACCAUUUCCCUCACCAGACCAACACAACCAUGUCUCAACAGCAGCAAGGCAACCCCGUCCCAGGAUUAUUCAUUAAAUGCUACAACACAUCCACUUAUGAGGCGAGGACUAAUUCCUCUAAGAAAGACAAGAGGGAGAGCAGCCAGAGCAUGGAGGCAGAGGCCCAGACCGGCAGACCCAAUGCUAAGGCACCAGUAACAGAUGUGCAGUUUGGCCCUAUGAGACUUCAUCAAGAUCAACUUCAGGUACUUUUGGUGUUUGCUGAGGAGGACGAGCAGAGCAGCGGGUUCCGCUGGGCGUGUGACAAGGCUGGAUUCCGCUGCAACCUUGCCAGGACACCCCAGUCUGCACUGGAAUGUUUUCUAGAUAAGCACCAUGACAUUAUCAUCAUUGACCAUAGGCAUUCCAGAUACUUUGAUGCAGAAGCAUUAUGCAGGUCUAUCAGAACAACAAAAGCCUCAGAAAACACAGUCAUUAUUUGUGUAGUACAAAGGCACCCUGAUCGUGAGGAGUCAUCCAUCUUGCCCCUGAUCUCUGCUGGCUUCACAAGGAGAUAUGUAGAAAAUUCUAGUAGAAUGGCCUGUUACAAUGAGUUGAUUCAGCUGGAAUUUGGACAGGUGCAGGCACAAUUCAAACUAAGGGCAUGUAAUUCAUUAUUUACAGCAUUAGAGAAAAGUCAAGAAGCCAUUGAGAUCACAAGUGAAGACCAUGUAAUACAGUACGUCAAUCCUGCUUUUGAAACAAUGAUGGGCUAUCAAAUAGGUGAACUAAUAGAAAAGGAAUUAACAGAAGUGCCUAUAAAUGAAAAAAAAGCUGAUUUCCUAGAUACUAUUAAUUCCUGCAUAAAGAUAGGAAAGGAAUGGCAAGGAAUGUACUAUGCGAAAAAGAAAAAUGGAGAUAGCAUACAACAAAAUGUGAAGAUACUACCUGUCAUUGGACAGGGAGGAAAGAUUAGACACUAUGUGUCAAUUAGUAGACUGUGCAAUGACAACAAUAAGGUGGAGAAGACAUGUGAAUGUAUUCAGGCUGAAUCUCAGACAGAUACUCAGACUUGCAGACACAAAGACAUGAGGAAAGGAUCCCUGGAUGUCAGAUCCACAACAUCUCGUGGGAGUGAUGGCAGCUCCCAGCGGCGCCGCUCCUCCAUGGCCAGGGUCCAUUCCAUGACUAUCGAGGCUCCCAUCACCAAGGUAAUAAACAUCAUUAAUGCUGCACAAGAGAGCAGUCCCUUGCCAGUUGCAGAAGCUUUAGACCGGGCUUUGGAGAUUUUAAGAACCACUGAAUUGUACUCUCCACAACUGGGGACAAAAGAUGAAGAUCCACACACAAGUGACCUUGUUGGAGGGUUAAUGACAGAUGGUUUACGAAGAUUAUCAGGGAACGAAUACAUAUUGUCAGCAAAACAAACUCAUCAGGUUGCUGGCAGUCUGAGCUCUCCAAUCUCCCUCAAUGACAUACCCCCACGGAUAACAGAGGCAAUGGAAAAUGAGGAACAGUGGGAUUUUGAUAUCUUUGAACUUGAGGCUGCCACCCAUAAAAGGCCUUUGGUUUAUCUGGGUCUCAAAAUAUUUGCUCGCUUUGGAAUCUGUGAAUUCCUAAACUGUUCAGAAUCCACUCUGAGGUCAUGGUUACAAGUUAUUGAGGCUAACUACCAUUCCUCCAACUCCUACCACAAUUCCACUCAUUCAGCAGAUGUACUACAUGCUACUGCCUACUUCUUGUCUAAAGAGAGAGUAAAGCAAACCCUGGAUCCGAUUGACGAGGUUGCCGCGCUCAUUGCUGCCACAGUGCACGAUGUGGAUCACCCAGGAAGGACAAACUCCUUCCUGUGCAACGCUGGCAGCGAGCUCGCCAUCCUCUACAACGACACGGCCGUGCUGGAGAGCCACCACGCUGCCCUGGCUUUCCAGCUCACCACCCGGGAUGGGAAAUGCAACAUCUUCAAAAACAUGGAGAGGAAUGAGUAUCGAACCCUUCGCCAAGUCAUUAUUGACAUGGUCUUAGCAACAGAAAUGACAAAGCACUUUGAGCAUGUCAACAAGUUUGUCAACAGCAUUAAUAAACCCUUGGCAGCACUAGAAGAAAAUGGGAAUAAUGGUGAUGGAGAGUCAAUCAAAACUGUUCUCAGGUCUCCUGAAAACCGUAUCCUUAUCAAACGCAUGUUGAUAAAGUGUGCUGACAUUUCCAACCCGUGCAGACCCAGAGAACAGUGCAUAGAGUGGGCUGGACGCAUCUCUGAGGAGUACUUUGCACAGACUGAUGAAGAAAGGAGGCAAGGUUUACCAGUUGUGAUGCCAGUUUUUGACAGAAAUACUUGCAGCAUCCCCAAAUCCCAAUUAUCAUUCAUUGAUUACUUCAUUAUUGAUAUGUUUGAUGCCUGGGAUGCAUUUGCCGACCUGCCAAAUCUGAUGGAGCAUCUGAAUAAUAACAUUAAAUACUGGAAAGGACUGGAUGGAAGGAACCUGCGAGUCCUCCGACCACCACCAGAAUAGCAGUUAGACCAUGGGGUGUCAUUCACUAGCCAGAUGCAUAUUUAUUCAAGCUCACUUUUAUCUGUGUGAAUUCAGAUUUGUUUUGGUCUCUUCAGUAUUACAGUAAAGCUAGCCCAUGCACUUGGGGAACUUUCACAUGCAAGAGAACACGAGGUCAGCAGUUGACUUCCCAAAGUCCCAUGUGUGGACUCGGAUGAAAUAAGCCCACCAAGUGGAAUUACACUGGAUUGCUGCAGUACUUGUACUGAAGAGGGUUUAUUACGAACAUACUUCUGUGAUAUCUUCAUACCAGCACGUGAAGCUGGAAGACCUUGAAGAGAAUCCUCAUAAAAAGGACAUUCACUAGAAGUUUUAUCUAUUAAUAGAGACUCACAGCUUUUAUGAGAAAGCUACAUGCUUUUUAUAAGCACUUCAGACAGUUAUGUAGAACAAUCAGACAUUUAAAAUGCAACUGUCUAUGAAAGAAUUUUUUGAUCUAUGAAAAAUAGAUGUACUGUAUUUUUUCACAUCACAGAAGGUGCAAUCAUUCACUUCUGAGCACUACUGAAAGUGAGUUCUCCUUAAGAAAUUUAGUAGCAAAUGUAAAAAAUAACACAAGAAUUUUUGAGGUUGAUCGUUAGCAUCUAUGAUUAAAAUGUUAUGUUUUAUUUAUUUUGUUAGAUGUUCAAUAUUUUCUAUGAAUUUAUAAAUACUUAAAAGCCAAAGCCAACUUUAGAUGCAUUAUAAAUUUACAUGAUUCAUACUCAUUAAUAUACAUUUAAUUGAUGUACAGACCUUUUAUUUUCAUAAUGCAAAUACAAAAUACUAUACAAUGAUACAUUUUUAUUGCACUGUAAGGAUAGAUGUGUAUGUUUAAAUAUUGUCUGAUUUAUGUUAAUUAAAAUAAGUUUUAUUAAAAAGGUCUCAGUUGAGAAUAGUAGAAUAAACAAGAACUGUAUACUGUCUGAGCACCAGAACUGCAGUAGUUCUCCCACAAACCAGUGAGGACCACCUGAUCUUCUCUUGGCUACAAAAAUAAUAAUGUGUUGGAACUCUUUGUUUUCUCCCAUGACAUUUUAUGACUGAACUCCCUGUUAAAGUCUGCCUUAUUUUAUAUAGUAUUUCUACAAAGCAUUCCACAGCAUAUAUGAAGAGGUGAUACUAAGCAUCUAAUGAAUUUCAACAUUUUAUAGCCAAUGUAUUCUCCUCUGCUGAAAAAGAAAAAGAACAUUAAGCCACCAACACAAACCUUCAACUCAAGAAGUUUGUAAAGGCUGUGUACCUUCACAAUUUGAAUGAAACCUUCAUAGCAACUACCAGAAAAUAAUAAAAUGUAUAUUUUAAGAAGUGUCAAGUCCUACCCAUUUCAUUUGAAAUGUAUAUGCACUUUGUAGUUUGCAGACUAACAAACCCAUGAAAUUCUUUUAAAAAUAACUAAGAUCCUUUUUGUCUGGGGAAGGGAAAAGUUGAGGGGGUUGAAUGGCAUAUGGGUGAUGAAGGGUGUAGCUGGCAAGCCCCUGUGUCUGUGGUCUGCCCUUGGUAAGCCCAUCAGACCCUUGUGAACCCUUGGACAAGUCUCUUUGCAGCUCCAUGCAGUGCCACGCUGUGUUCUACUGGAGGACUCAAGGAGUAUCCUGUCAGCCUUCCCAGCCAACAGAAAGGCAUCCAAAGGCACUGAAAGGGCUGCUGACUGUUGUUCCUGCAGAGGAAUUGACUUUAGAGACAUUUGGAACCAUUUCUGAAGAAGCAGAAUCUGGGUAGAGGUGGAUGAUGGAGCAGUUCAGGGACUGCAGUAGCAGCCUUAAGGCUCCUGUGUCUCCACUAGAGGAAAACUGCAUCACACCAUCAAGGUCUCCUCUGCUUAUCUGCUGCAGUAAGGAUAGAAGAGGAAGUGUGGGCAUGAGCAUGUGGGCCUAGAGACUUGUUUGCAGGCCCUUUGUUCCCGGCUCCAGCACUGGGUGAGGAGGGACACUGGACAUGCCUUGGAUUAUGGUAACCGGUUUGAAAACUGUUUUCAGCCUCAGAAAUCUGUGUGAAACCAGUGUGGCCUUCUGAAAGGGCUUCACGCGAUGCCCUCCAGUGGCAACAAUGUGAAUUUGAAAUCACAGGGAAACUGGGGAAAGGGAUUCUUCUGGCCUGAAGGGGUUUGGGCAGCCUGGCAGAGUCCCCAGUUAGCUGCUGGGGGAGGAUGGUUGGGGGUGCCCUGUCCUUUGGCAGUUCCUGAUGCUGCAAGUCCUGCAGGGAUGCAUGGAUCACUGUUGCACAUGAGGACUGCCUGUGGGCUUCAGCUGGCCAAAACCAGAGCCUCAGGCAUGAGCUUCUGUCCUUUGCAGAGGAUGGAUUUUACUGUGUGCCAGUAAAUGCCCAUAAGGAAAAGGAACAAGGAGGAAAAAGACCCAACAGAUACUUCUGUCACUGCCUUAGCAGUCCUGUGCCAUGCCUGGUGAUGACUAUGGGGCCGUUCUCCUGAGCAGAGAGAGACAUUCUCCUGUGCUCAGCCACUGGCAGCACAACAACAGAACUGUUUGGUACCUGUGUGUGGAGUCCCACUGCAGGGGUGUCUGAGCACCUUGAAUUUGGCUCAGAAAAUCUGCCCUUGCACUGUCCAGUGAGAGGGUUAUGAAGUCCUGGGGACCUGCCAGUUCAGAUCACCAACUGGAAAGUAUUUGCCAGGUUACAGCUAUGGUUUAAACACUUCAGGUGAAAGCUGGUGGUGGGUAGUGGAAUCAUGGGUUCACCAGCAGCCUUUGUGCAUUAGAGGCUCUGUUGGGAGGUUCAGAUGUCCUCAUACCUCUGCUCUGAUGCCUGUGUGUUACACUCUUUCAGGUAUCUAAGAGUGGGGCUCUCAGUUUUUGGCUGAUAGGGGUAAAACAUGUUCCAGUAGGUAGAAGUUGGCCCCAGAGUCAAGGAAUAAUUUUUAAGCAAAGAAUGGUGCUAUCUCAGCACUUCCAUCCCCUGCACAGGAGCUGUACCCUAGAGCUGCUGUUCCCAUGGCCAGGCCAUGCCAGCCUCAGCAGGGCACACAUGGCCACAGGCUGCUCUGCUCACUGGCAGACCAGGCAACUGAAAGUCUCUGGCCUGCCUACAGCAGGUGUGACAAAGUGACCAUAACAACCUUUUCUGCCCUGAAAAUACCUUCAUUCCUGGUAGGUUGAGAAAUGAUGCUGUGCUGGUAUAGCUCAGUGUUGCUAAACCCAUCUUCUGAGGCUUUUGAAACAGAUAUCCAAGAGCAGCUGGUACUAAUCACUGCUGUAGUGACAUAGUCAGCUCCUGUUUUUGUGGUUUCUAAAGGCCUGUUUUGGUAAGACUUUAAAAGCUGUUUGAGAAAGAACAGACAAGCUUUUGAUACACAGUUCUAUGUAAAAUCUCUUUAGUUUUGCCAAUGGCAUUUAUUUGUAGAGACCCUGCAUAUUGUAGAGGCCACUGCUUGUUCCUGGUGAUUCCCUAGAAUGGAAACUUGAACCAAUGAUUUUUGUAAUCAAUGUGCAAUAAAUCUGUGGAAAAGC